Molecule: messenger RNA, 2541 nt
Organism: Neltuma alba
Lineage: Eukaryota; Viridiplantae; Streptophyta; Magnoliopsida; Fabales; Fabaceae
Product: mitogen-activated protein kinase 9
Exons: 11
Coding region: 837-2276 (479 amino acids)
Biological process (GO): protein phosphorylation
Molecular function (GO): MAP kinase activity; ATP binding
Source: RefSeq, a predicted model, not a curated record
ACCAACUGCACCCAUUUCUCCUGAGUCCGAUCCCGCGGAUUACGAACCCAGUCUAGAUUGACCUCCCGUUACCGCCGGCGGGAGCAAAAUCUAGCCCCGCCUCCUAUGCCACGUCACUAUUUUAACGACUCUUCAGCAUCGUCUCCGACGAGCUACGACGUGCAGUUCAUGAUUGCUGAUCGCCAUGCGUGAAGAGGUCAGCUGGAAGUCUUCAAAAACGGAGUUGAUUGAAGAGAACAGAGAAAAAAUUGAUACAGGUCCAGUUGUGCUAACUUCUCUGACUCUUUCUAUGUGCUUGAAUAGAAGAUUCCGUUAAGGCCUGCAUAUCGAGGCUUCUUGCCGCAAUUAUCUAUCCUUUUCUUGAGCUAAUAUAUUGCCGUAUUUGGACUACAUGCUGUUCCAUUUGUUUUUAUAUUUUUAUUUCUCUCUUUAUGUCUGAUUUUGUAAUAUUAUCAAGUUUUAUUUCUUCCCUGCUUUUGAGGAAUUUUAAGCGUGAUGGAUGAUCAUGGAAGUUUGGCUGUCAAGUUCAAAAUUUAAGGAGCGUUUUCUCCAAAGAAAAAAAAUAACUUUGUGAGAUUUUAUUUUGAUUGGUUCCUUUUCUUCAGUGAAUUACUGGACAUUUCCGCGAAUCUGGAACGAACAGCUUUCUGAGUGCUGAGUUUGACUGGUUGCAGAGUAAAAUCGAAGUUUCCAAUUUUGAAGGGCAUAUUAUGUAUAGAUAUCAAACAUUCUUUUAUCUUGAUCAAUUCUUAUUCUUAUAGAUUACCUGAGCAUGUCAGUGAGUCGGGAACGAACUAUCAUCUGAGGUUGACUGGCUGCAGAGCAAAGUCUAGAGAAUGCUGGACAAAGAUUUCUUCACUGAGUAUGGAGAGGCAAGUCGGUAUGAAAUUCAAGAAGUUGUCGGAAAGGGCAGCUAUGGUGUUGUUGCAUCUGCAAUUGAUACAUACAGUGGAGACAGGGUUGCUAUCAAGAAGAUGAACAAUGUGUUUGAACAUGUCUCUAGUGCCACUCGCAUUCUUCGGGAAAUAGAGCUCCUUCGGCUGCUCAAACAUCCAGAUAUAGUAGAAAUAAAGCACAUAAUGCUUCCUCCAUGUCAAAGAGAAUUUGAAGACAUUUAUGUGGUAUUUGAGUUAAUGGAAUCUGAUCUUCAUGAAGUUAUUGAAGCCAACCAUGAUCUCACUCCUGGACAUUACCAAUUCUUCUUGUAUCAGCUUCUUCGAGCUCUAAAAUACAUACAUUCAGCGAAUGUCUUCCAUCGAGACUUGAAACCAAAAAACAUUCUGGCUAAUGCAGACUGCAAACUAAAGAUUUGUGAUUUUGGGCUUGCCCGUGCAUCAUUUGAUGAGGCCCCAUCUGCUAUUUUUUGGACAGAUUAUGUUGCGACUCGAUGGUAUCGUGCUCCAGAACUAUGUGGCUCUUUUUUCUCCAAGUACACCCCUGCCAUAGAUAUCUGGAGCAUAGGAUGUAUUUUUGCGGAGAUGCUAACUGGGGAGCCUUUGUUUCCCGGAAAGAAUAUACGGAAUGAAAAAGCUAGAACAUAUUUAAAUAGCAUGGGGAGAAAGCCAUCCAUUCCUUUAUCAGAAAAAUUUCCUCAUGCAGACCCAAUGGCUCUUCGUUUACUUCAGCGCUUGCUUGCGUUCGAUCCUACUGAGCGUCCUUCUGCUGAAGAGGCACUUGCCGAUCCCUAUUUUUAUGGUUUGGCAAAUUUGGCUGAUGAACCAUCCAUGAAACCAAUUUCGAAGUUUGAGUUCGAGUUUGAAAGAAGAAAAUUGACUAAAGAUGAUAUAAGAGAACUAAUAUAUAGAGAGAUUUUAGAAUAUCAUCCAGAGAUGCUGCAGGAGUAUGCUCAUGGUGCAGGGAAGAUUAGCUUUAUGUAUCCCAGUGGACUUGAUGGCUUCAAGCACCGAUUUGCUGAUCUUGAGGAAAAUAAUAGCAGAAGGGAAAGAAGCACACUGCUAUAUAGGAAAUAUGCCUCAUUGCCCAGGGAGCGGGUAUGCGCAGCUGAGGAAGAGGAGGAGGAGGAGGAGGAGGAGGAGGAAACGAACAGAAAUUCGCUCAAGAAGGAGAAUGCAGCUUCUGUUGUGCGUGCAAGCAUUCUGAGUCCUCCAGGGUCCCGGAAUGGUAAAAAAAUGGAAGAUGCUCGCGGAAACUCAUUAAUAAUGCAGAACAACCGAUGCAAAACAGCUUAUAAGGGCCAUAGACUUGUAAAGAGUGCUAGUCUGAAUAAUUCUAUGUGGGCAGUUGUCAUGGAUCCAAAACCAGGAAGUAAAUUUUAAGAGUACCCUGCUGACAUCAACUGCCAUCUCUGGAUCACGGACACAAUUUCAAGGACCAGACCCUGCCCCUGCCCCUGCCCCGAGACGCUACCAUGUGAGACAUGGGCAAUUCAUAAAAUUUGGGUGGGUGGGGGGGGGGGGGAUGGACUUGAAUAUUUUUAUUAUCGUUCUUGUACAGGCGUGAAUACGUUUAAAUUAAGCCAACUAGACGUGAAUACAUUUAAAUAAUAGUAUCGAAAGUGACUAUUCUUCACAGAGUGACAAA